GCCCCAGUAGGGGCUUCUUCUCUGAGGACCUCCGGCGUGAAUAAAGUUUUACAGUUGCGGCUGCAGCAGCGAAGAAGCCGAGAGCAGCUCGCCAACCAGGGAAUCAUGCCACCACUGAAAAGCCCCUCUCCCUUCCAUGAGCAGAAGAAGUGUUUGGAGAGAGCCAAGACUGAAGAUUAUUUAAAGCACAAGAUCCGAAACAGACCUGACCAUUCCGAAUUGGUUGAUAUGCACAUUUUACAGGAUUCAGCUGCAGAAGAGUCCAUUCAAACUACUCAGAUGAAACUGAAAAGAGCCCGUCUUGCAGACAAUCUGAAUGAAAAAAUUGCUCUUAGGCCAGGUCCUCUGGAGCUGGUGGAAAAGAAUAUCAUUCCUGUUGACUCAGCUGUGAAAGAGGCCAUCAAAGGUACCCAGGCGAGCUUCUCAAAAUCCUCUGAUGCCUUUGCUUUUGAAGAAGACAGCAGCAAUGAUGGUAUGUCCCCACAGCAGGUCAGAAGUGAUGAUUCCCAGGGAUCCUCAGAAUCAGCAGCAGGAACUAAAAUUUCAGAAGCAGCAUUCCCCUCAAUGUCAGGGACAACUCAGGGUCAUUCCCAUGGCUCUGCAAAUGAUACAGGUGAUUCAACAUCUCUGCAGAAUAGCCAUCCAGAAAGUCCGAAAAGCCUGAAUGGGCAGCAGACACCUCCUGUCACUAUGGCCACCUCUGCAAAGUCAAAAUCGUCGAAUGAGAGCAAGAAUCGCCACAAAAAGCCCAAGGAGAUGAAGCCCAAAGUGAAGAAGCUUAAGUAUCACCAGUACAUUCCCCCCGACCAGAAAGCGGAGAAGUCUCCUCCUCCCAUGGACUCGGCUUAUGCAAGGCUCCUGCAGCAGCAGCAGCUCUUCCUGCAGCUCCAGAUCCUCAGCCAGCAACAGCAGCACCGGCAUCAUCAGCAUUUCAACUAUCCUGGGUCACAUUCCACUCAGCUGAAGCAACCAAAUGAGCAAAUGGCCAAAACCUCAAGCUCUUCCCCAUCAGCAAUCACCAGCAGCCCUCAUUCUCCUGUGAAGGGAACCUUUUCAGGACAGUCCUGCGUUUCUUCUCUCAAGCCGGGUCCUCUCCCAUCCAAUCUGGAUGACUUAAAAGUGUCAGAGCUAAGACAGCAGCUCCGCAUAAGGGGCCUGCCUGUAUCAGGUACAAAGACAGCUUUGAUGGAGCGCCUGCGGCCCUUCCAGGAGUGCAGCGGGGGUUCAGUGGCCAGCUUCAAUGAAAUAACAACGGUUACCUUCCCAGUGACCCCAACAAGCUCUCUGUCCAGCUACCAGUCACAAUCUUCGACCAGUCUGUUAUCCAAUGGCUUCUACCACUUUGGCAGCACCAGCUCUACACCGCCUAUCUCCCCCGCUUCUUCUGACCUAUCAGUGAAUGGUUCCUUGCCGGACAGUUUCAACGAAGGACCAAUGUCUUCUCCACCAUUUGUCUUGCACCCUUCUCCUGUGCAAGGCGGCUGUGAAGAGAGUCUGAUGGGAAGUGUUAAUGGAGCUGGCAUCCAGCUUGAUGUGGAAAGGGUCGACACAGAGAAAGACAAGAUGCUGGUAGAAAAGCAGAAGGUCAUCAAUGAGCUCACCUGGAAACUGCAGCAAGAGCAGAGGCAAGUGGAAGAGUUGAGGAUGCAGCUCCAGAAGCGUAAACGGGGCCACGGAUUUGAGGAGAAGCAGCCCCCAUCACGGUUCUUUGGCUUUCCAAUCAAGCAAGAAAACACAGUGUCCAGCUGUCCAUUUGCCUCUAAGCAGGCUGUCUUGAAAGGCCAGGUCGGCAACUCUGACACACUGAGCAACAGUGGGACACCUCAGCUGCCCCGUCUUGUAAAUAGCCAUUGCAUGGAAUCUUCAGGACAAAAUGGUAUACUGUCCUCCACAUUCCUAAGCCCACAGUGCUCUCCCCAGCAUUCUCCACUAGAGGCAGCAAAGAGUCCACAACACAUCAGCCUUCCACCCUCACCAAAUGGCCAUUACCUCCUCUCUGUGUCCCCGAAUACUCAGGGAGAAGGUCGCAGCAGUUCUCCACAGCCCAGCAGCCAUCUGUGCACAGCUCCAGUGCCAACACAAGGAGGCCAGAAGUAUUCCAUUCUGUCCCCAAGCUUUUGUAAGUCCAAUGCUGCCCUCCCAGAGGGAAAGCAGCCGCCACCCUAUGCGGAUGCUGUGAAACAGCAGAUGACCCGAAGUCAGCAGAUGGAUGAGCUGUUGGAUGUGUUGAUUGAAACUGGAGAAAUGCCUGCUAAUGCCAAAGAGGAGCGCCCUUGUCUUCAGAAAGUGCCUCAGAUAACUGUAUCUUCUGGGACGUCCGGAACAUCUUCACUACUAAAAGCAUCAGCUUCGUUUGAGCAAGGCCCUCCAAGCCAACUCUCCUUUGAACGCUGCCCUAGCAGCAAUGACAGUCAUCUAGAAAUCUUGUUAAAUUCCCACAGCCCCUUGGGGCGGUCAAGUGAAGUCAACCUCCUCAAGGUGGGUGGUGAGGAACCUCACUUUGAAGGGGUGAUGGAAGGAUUUUCAAGCAAAGCUGCCGAUGAACUGCUCACACCCCAUGAGAUCCUGCCAUCUCCCCUCUCACCUAUGGAGACUCCAUUGUCUCCUUCUUCUGUUGAAGGAUCUGGUUUGCACAUGAGCUUCACAGAGUCUCCGUGGGAAACAAUGGAAUGGCUGGACCUCACUCCACCUAGUUCAGCCCAUGGUUUCAGUUCCCUUACCACCACAGGCCCCAGCAUCUUCAACAUUGAUUUCUUAGAUGUUACUGAUCUCAACUUGAACAGCACCAUGGAUCUGCACUUACAACAGUGGUGA
Elgaria multicarinata webbii is the source of this 2814-nucleotide messenger RNA. It is a transcript of the gene MYOCD, whose product is annotated as myocardin. Gene Ontology annotation, biological process: positive regulation of transcription by RNA polymerase II; cardiac muscle cell differentiation; smooth muscle cell differentiation. NCBI's taxonomy places the organism in Eukaryota, Metazoa, Chordata, Lepidosauria, Squamata, Anguidae. Bases 106 to 2814 code for a protein of 902 amino acids. The transcript is spliced from 13 exons. The record is from RefSeq and is a predicted model, not a curated record. Gene Ontology annotation, molecular function: transcription coactivator activity. Gene Ontology annotation, cellular component: nucleus.